Messenger RNA from Dioscorea cayenensis subsp. rotundata (Guinea yam), 2001 nucleotides. RefSeq names its product regulation of nuclear pre-mRNA domain-containing protein 1A-like. The coding region runs from base 272 to 1714 and encodes 480 amino acids. NCBI's taxonomy places the organism in Eukaryota, Viridiplantae, Streptophyta, Magnoliopsida, Dioscoreales, Dioscoreaceae. The record is from RefSeq and is a predicted model, not a curated record. Gene Ontology annotation, biological process: mRNA 3'-end processing. The transcript is spliced from 8 exons. Gene Ontology annotation, cellular component: RNA polymerase II, holoenzyme. Gene Ontology annotation, molecular function: RNA polymerase II complex binding.
CGAGGUUUCUUCUCGCUUGUCUCUAUUCCCAAUCGAAAGCGAGGCAAAACCCUAACCAUUGAUCUUAAACCCCUUCCAAUUCAUCGAAUUCAAGGUGGAAUUCGAGAUCUAGAGUUCGAUUUCAACCCUAGUUCCGUGUUCCUUGAUCGAUUUCGCGGCGGAGCGCCGGAGGAUGCUGGAUUGUGACCGGCCGCUUUCAGAGCUGGUUCAAGCUCUGGGCUUUCUUUGAGGCGUUCUUCUUUGAAGUUUUGAAAUUAUCUCUGAAUUAUAAAUGGAAGGGUCAUUUAACGGACAAAUCUUGGUGGACAAGCUUCUAAUACUCAACAACUCCCAGCAGAGCAUAGAGACCCUGUCACAUUGGUGCAUCUUCCAUAGGAAGAAGGCAAAACAGGUCGUCGAAACAUGGGAGCAUCAAUUUUAUCGGUCUCCCCAGGACCAACGCAUUUCAUUUUUAUAUCUUGCGAAUGAUAUUUUACAAAAUAGUAAAAGGAAAGGUAUGGAAUUUGUCAAUGAAUUCUGGAAGGUACUACCCCGUGCAUUGAAAGAUGUCGUUGAGAAUGGUGAUGAGUUUGGGAAAAACGCUGCCAAAAGAAUGGUUGAUAUAUGGGAAGCCCGCAAGGUUUUUGGUUCGCACAGUGAAUUCCUCAAGGAGGAACUUUUAGGAAACAUGGAAAAACAAAAUGGAAGAGGUGUUAAUUACAAGAAACAUCCUCCUGGGGAUAUGUUGCAAAAGCUAAUCUCCAGUUAUGAGCUUGUUUACCAUGUCUCUGUGAACGAAAAAGCUUUAUUUGAGAAAUGCCAAGUGGUUAUCAGUUCCAUUGAGAAAGUGGAGAAGGAGAUUAAUGGUGAGCAUAACUUAGAAAAUUCAGUUGAGCCUGGCAUCAUAGAGGAGUUUCAGGAAAAUCAUGGUGUGCUAAGAGAGUGCAUUGAACAACUAAAAUUAGCUGAAUCAUCAAGAGGGAAUCUGUUGUCUCUUUUGAGAGAAGCACUAAAUGAGCAGGAACACAAGAUGGAACAAGUUCAUAACCAGCUUCAGGUUGCUCAAUCUCGAUUCAAGCAAUUAGAGGAAAUUUGCCAGUACCUGCUGAAGCCUGAUGGACCACCAGGUUAUGUUCCAGAAGCCAGAACUGGCACUGAAGCAAAAGAACAGCCGACUCCUGUCAUCUACAUCCAGAAGGCAAAUAAUCCUCAUCAAUCUGAAGAAGAGGAUAGGACAACAGCUACCCCCACUGUGCCAGAAAAGCUUGCUAUAUCACAAGGACAGAUGGAGAAAGAAGAGUACCAUUCAGAGAACAAGAAGCAAAAAGUAUCUCUGCCACCACCACCUCCUCCACCGCCGCCACCUCCUUUCCCGUAUCCUGACUCACUGAAUCAGCAAAUGCUUCCUCCACCGCCGCCGCCUAUGAUGCCUCCACCUCUGCCUCCGCCACCGCCACCCACUACUAUCACUUCGACGACGGCAGCUCCGUUUGGACAAGCUAUCAGUCCUAUCCCUGGAGUGCCCUUCAGUUACGGCUUAGUCCCGUUACAGCGGCCACCUGCAAUGCCUGGCUAUCCCAUUGUCAACAUGCCGCCUUUUCCAGGUCCUCCGGCUGCUUAUCAUGGUUUUCAAGGCCCAGAACCCCCUGUCGGUCUUUUCAACCCGCCUUUAGUGCCACCAACUCCUCCUCCGGUGCCACCAACUCCGCCGCCAGUUUCCCGGCCAUUAAACUAGAAGUAAACUGGUUCCGCCUACUUAACUUAACGGUGUUAGAAGGAAGAAUUGGUCGACCUUGUAGUUGUGACAUAGGAUGUUUAAAUGUUUCAGCUUUAGAUUCUCUAAUGCAGAUUGCAUGUCUGACUUUUGUUCAGGUUUUCUUUUUUUUUUAAAAAAAAAAACACAAAAGAAAGGCCUUUACGUUCAAGGGCUCAUGUAACUUCUGCCCAAGUGGGCUUGUACCUUGUAUAUGAAGGUUGUGUCGAGGUGGAUUUAGAUUAAAGGAAAAUUUGGUUGAUUCUCUC